Messenger RNA from Dentiscutata erythropus, 314 nucleotides. NCBI's taxonomy places the organism in Eukaryota, Fungi, Glomeromycota, Glomeromycetes, Diversisporales, Gigasporaceae. The record is from the annotation of a GenBank genome assembly.
AUAAUCCUGCUUUUAAAAAUAAGAGAGCUCGAUCUGACACAAGCUCUGAUGAUUCUAAUGUUCAUGAAGAAAUUGACGAAUUGUAUACAGAAGCAAUACGUAUUGAAAACCAAGAACGAAUGAUAUUGGAAUUGAGGAGGCAGUUAGAAGAGCACGAUGAAGUUAUAGCUCAUUUAAAGAGUUUAUUUAGUGGUGAACUUGAUAAGAAUGAAAAACUGGUCGAGCAAUGGGACUCUCGAUACUCUGAUCAAGAUAAGCGCAUACAAGCAGUCACCGAUAUCACACUAAUUGAACGAAAUUUUUUAUAUAGGGAU